AUGAGAAUAGAAGAGCUGCAAAUCAGUCUAGAGGCGCAAGAGUUGCGUCUGACUGAAAUAACUUCUGAGAGGGAAGUUGAGCAUGUUCUGAAAGCUUCUUUUGUCAAGAAGGACCAUAAGCAGGAAAUACAUGAAGCAAAAAUAUCCAUAGGAGAUUCUGAUGAUGAACCUGUGCUAUUAAUGGCUUAUGAAUCUGAUGAGGAACCCUUAGAAGAUGACUAUGAAGUUGAAGACAAGUCAGAAUUCGAAGGUGAUUCUGAGUUUGAUGGAGAAUCAGAAGAUGAGUUAGAAUCGGAAGAAGAAUAUGCUUCUGAAGAAAAAUCAGAAUUUGAAGGUUCUGAAGAUGAGUCAGAACUCGAAAGUUCAGAAGGUGAGUCAGAUUCUGAAGGUGACUCUGAGGAAGAAGAAGGAGACUCCAAAGAUGAGUCAGAUGGUGAAUCUGAUUCUGAUCCAGAUUUUGACGAUGGUCCAGAAUCUGGUGGUGAUCAAGUUUCUGGAAGGGAAAACUCCGAAGAUGUGGGUUUUGGAGGACAAGCUUAUGGAGAUGAUCGUGUUUCUGAUGGUAAUCAUGACAUUGAAGGUGGAACUUCUGAAGGAAGAGCUUCUGAAGCUAAUUCAUCCUCUGACGGUGGUCAUGAUUCUGAAGGUGGAACUUCUGAAGAAGAAGCUUCUGAAGGCGAUCCAACUUUUAAAGGUGGUACUUCUGAAGGUAGUGGUUCUGGAUGA
This is a messenger RNA of Vicia villosa (hairy vetch), 726 nucleotides long. RefSeq lists its product as uncharacterized. NCBI's taxonomy places the organism in Eukaryota, Viridiplantae, Streptophyta, Magnoliopsida, Fabales, Fabaceae. The transcript is spliced from 3 exons. Bases 1 to 726 code for a protein of 241 amino acids. The record is from RefSeq and is a predicted model, not a curated record.